UGGAAGUCCACCUCAAGCUCCAGGUAAGUGGCUCUGCUUUCUUAACUUCAGAUAUGUACUGCCACAUGCUCUCGCAUGAGUGUGUAGACAAGCGGGGGUCUGUGCGUUGUUGAGCCACGAGGCAUAGGCCCCCCCCGUCUCUCUCGCUCUCUCUCGCUUCGCCAGUUGCCGCCUACUACCCUCUGCUUCUCCUCUCCUCUCUCUCUCUUUCAUCAUGAUCGAAUCUCAACAACACGAUACUGAGCAACCUCAUACAGAAUCAUCUGAACCUGCUGGAAGGACAACUUCGGAGAAAGGGGAUCAACCCGUAGCUUCGCUGCUAUCUCGUAUAUCGGGUCUUUCAACAGGAGAUCCUCAGCCAGCUUCAUCAUCCUCGUCAUCACCAUCCGAUACUCCUCAUUCGCCUCCUCCAGCUUCUGCUUCUUCCGAAUCUCAAUCACGGCCACGGCCAAACACCUCCAGUGCGUUAUUUGGUAGAGCUCUUGCCGGUGUCAAAUCGGGUCGCGAGGGGGGAUCCGCCCCAUCAGCGUCAGCUAGUUCUACUACUACUACGCCAGCGGUAGCUACCAGCGCUCAGCCCAGUGCUUCAACGGGCGCGAAGAAGGAGACUAAAGAGCCUUCUGGCAAGGGAGAAUUACUACCUGAAGACAGUAAAGACAAGAAAGCUGGGAAGAUGGCUCAGGAUUUAAUGGAUGAGCCUAUAUCAUGGGGCUCGACAACACAUAGCAAGGCGCAAGAUAGGGCAGAUGACGGCUGGGGCAACACCAUGAAGAACGGCAACUCGAAUGGCAACGCGGCCAAUGGCCGAGAUAAUGAGCCAAUCGACGCCGGCAUGUCAGACACUGGCAGCGGACUCAUCUCGAACGAUUUUCAGGUUCAGGUCAAACUAGCCGAUCAACAAGCAGACCCUAAUAACCCGCUAUACAGUGUCAAACGCUUCGAAGACCUUCCAAUCCAUGAAAGCCUGAUGAAAGGAAUCUAUGCUGCUGGAUUCAAAAAGCCUUCGAAGAUUCAAGAGAAUGCCUUACCUAUGCUCCUCAACAACCCACCUCGUAACCUCAUCGGUCAGAGUCAGUCUGGUACUGGAAAGACUGCCGCAUUCACCCUCAACAUGCUCUCGAGAGUCGAUCCAAGCAUCAUGGCCCCUCAGGCAAUUUGCCUCGCCCCCUCUCGAGAACUCGCUCGCCAGAUCCAAGAAGUCGUCAACAAGAUAGGGGUAUUCACCGAGAUCAAGACCUUCCUCGCUGUGCCCGGAAGCUGGACCCGAGGCCAAAAAAUCGACAAACACAUCCUGAUCGGAACUCCCGGAACCCUCGUUGAUAUGCUCAGUAGACGAGGCACCAUUUUUGACCCGAAACACAUCCGAGUAUUCGUACUCGAUGAAGCCGAUGAGAUGGUCGCUAUGCAAGGCUUGGGUGACCAAACGAGUCGAAUUCAAAAAAUGCUACCCAGAGGAGUUCAGGUCGUUCUCUUUUCUGCUACUUUCCCUCCCGAUGUCCAAGAGUUUGCUCAGCGCUGUGCCCCUGAAGCAAACCAAAUUUUCCUCAAGAAAGAAGACGUCACCAUUGAUACAAUCAAGCAGCUUUGGCUCGAAUGUGAUGGCGAGAAUCAGAAAUAUGAAGCGCUCUCCGCGUUGUACGACAUCAUGUCGAUUGGACAAAGUAUUGUCUUCUGCAAGCGCAAAGACACUGCCGACAACAUUGCCAAUCGUCUGACUCAGGAGGGUCACUCCGUUGCGUCGCUCCACGGUGACAAGCAAACGGAUGAACGAGAUACCAUUCUCGAUGGAUUCCGAGAGGGCAAGACCAAGGUCCUCAUCACGACCAAUGUCAUCGCGAGAGGUAUCGACAUUCAACAGGUCAACAUGGUCGUCAACUAUGACGUGCCUGAUCUGGGCCCCGGUGGGAACUUUCGACCUGAUAUCGAGACGUAUAUUCAUCGAAUCGGUCGAACGGGUCGAUUCGGGCGCAAAGGUUGCUCUGUCAUCUUUGCGCAUGACGAUCGAUCGAAAGACGAAAUACAUGAGAUCAUGGCUCAGACUGGACGUCAAAUGAAGCGGAUCGACGCCAGAAGCACCACUGACUUGGAGCAACUUGAGAAGGCGCUAAAGCUGGCGAUGAAGGGUCCGCAGUAGAGGGGCACAUUAAUGCAUUCUGGAACGAGAUGCAGGUACUGAAGAAGGGAUACUUGUAGUAUGGUAGUAUUUUCAUAGUAUCGACAAACCAUCCAUUUUCUUUCAGAG
Messenger RNA from Kockovaella imperatae, 2242 nucleotides. Its product is annotated as P-loop containing nucleoside triphosphate hydrolase protein. Gene Ontology annotation, molecular function: RNA helicase activity; ATP binding; RNA binding. The transcript has 11 exons. Lineage: Eukaryota; Fungi; Basidiomycota; Tremellomycetes; Tremellales; Cuniculitremaceae. Bases 215 to 2134 code for a protein of 639 amino acids. Gene Ontology annotation, biological process: poly(A)+ mRNA export from nucleus. Gene Ontology annotation, cellular component: cytoplasmic stress granule; nucleus. The record is from RefSeq and is a predicted model, not a curated record.